Molecule: messenger RNA, 1738 nt
Organism: Capsella rubella
Lineage: Eukaryota; Viridiplantae; Streptophyta; Magnoliopsida; Brassicales; Brassicaceae
Product: dolabella-3,7-dien-18-ol synthase TPS06
Exons: 8
Coding region: 1-1662 (553 amino acids)
Biological process (GO): diterpenoid biosynthetic process
Molecular function (GO): magnesium ion binding; terpene synthase activity; oxidoreductase activity, acting on the aldehyde or oxo group of donors, disulfide as acceptor
Source: RefSeq, a predicted model, not a curated record
AUGGGGAAUGACCAUCAUACGUUACCUUUGUUUGAGCAGAUCCUUGAGAUGGACACGUAUAGGUACCAUGGUCACUCUAUGUCAGAACCAGGAAGCACUUACCGUACACGUGAUGAGAUCUCAGGCGUGAGGCAGGUGCGAGAUCCAAUCGAUAGAGUGAAAAAGUUUAUCAUAUCUCAUGACAUUGCUACUGAGAAAGAACUAAAGAAAGGUUUAAGGCCCAUUUAUUUUAAAAAACUUAUAGAAGGGCCCAAUUUUGUGUUUGAGACAAGCUCCAUAACAUCAAAAAGCUUCAGAAACCCAAAACACUUUCACGGCUUCUCCGACUUCAGAAACUCAACGGUCCCUUCUUUUUCACCUGCUACUGAUAUAUUCAACAAGUUCAAAGGAGAUGAUGGAGAUUUUAAGAAAUGUCUAACUGAUGAUGUAAGAGGAAUGCUAAGCUUCUACGAAGCGUCGCACUUUGGGAUAACGACAGAAGAUAUACUUGAAGAAGCAAUGAGUUUCACGCAAAAACACUUGGAGUUAUUUGUGGUAGGCGACAAAGCCAAACAUCAUCCACAUCUCACUAAGCUCAUACAAGCUGCUUUACAUAUACCUCAGAAUUUAAAUUUGGAAGUAUUGGUGGCAAGGGAGUAUAUUGGCUUCUACGAACUAGAAACUGAUCACCAUGAAAUGUUACUCAAGUUGGCCAAGCUCAACUUUAGGUUCAUGCAGCUGCAUUACAUUCAAGAUCUGAAAACUAUAACAGCAUGGUGGAGGGAGCUAGAUCUAGUAUCUAAGAUACCAAAUUACUUCAGAGAGAGAUUGGUGGAGCCUUAUUUCUGGGCGACUGGGAUUUAUUACGAGCCACGAUAUUCAGCUGCGCGGAUCAUGGUAGCCAAAGCCAUCAUUUUAUUUGAUAUCUUGGAUAACACAUUUGAUGUAUAUGGUACUCUUGACGAAGUUAAGAGCCUCGUUCAAUCCGUUGAAAGGUGGGAUUAUGACAAGUUAGAUGUACUACCGGACUAUCUCAAAAUUGUCUUCAGAACAAUGUUCGACUUCUUUAAAGAACUCGGCGAAAAUGUGAGUUCAGAAAGAAGAUCUUUUACUAUGCAAUACGCAUAUGAGCAGCUCAAGAUAGCCAUGAAAGGGUACCUGCAAGAAGCCGAAUGGUCAAAGACAGGGUAUGUACCAAGCUAUGAAGAGUACAUAGAGGUUGGGAUGUCUUCGACAGCAGGUGAAGUGAUGCUAGCAAUCACCUUCAUCGCUAUGGGAGAUAUUGCGGGAGACGAAAUUUAUGAAUGGCUGAGGGCAAGACCAAAACUCAACCAAGCUCUUUUUGUGAAAUCUCGUCUCAGAGAUGAUAUUUCUACCUUUAAGGAGGAGAUGAAGAGAGGAGAUGUUGCAAAUGGGAUCAACUGUUACACAAAGCAAUAUGGAGUAACUGAGGCAAAAGCGUGUCUUGAGUUUGAGAAAAUGACCAACCACAUGUCUAAGGUCAUGAACGAAGAGUUCUUGAAGGAAGCCAGUUUUGUACCACUUCAUGGUCUACGGCCUGUUUUGAACUAUGGACGCUUGGCAGAUGUGAUUUAUAAGUACGGAGAUGGGUACACCUUCGCUGGAGGGAAGAUCAAAGACUAUAUCACCUCUUUGUAUAUCGAUCUCAUCAUCACUCCUUAAAGGAGUCUUCACAGUUUCUAAUUACCUAAACGUUUAUUCAUUUUUAUGUUGCUCUUUGUUUUAUACAUAUUGAGAU